Messenger RNA from Dracunculus medinensis (Guinea worm), 306 nucleotides. Lineage: Eukaryota; Metazoa; Nematoda; Chromadorea; Rhabditida; Dracunculidae. The record is from the annotation of a GenBank genome assembly.
AUGCUAAACGGUGAACCAUCGUCAUCGUGUAAAAAUGGAAUCUGGAUUCCGUCCUUGGGUAGUUGCCAACCUGGUUUAGGUUUAUCGAGCAAGAAGCGAAACUGCGAUCCCAUAUCUGGUCCUAAAAAUGCAAAAAUAUUCUAUAUACAGUCUGAAAUAAAGUCGAAGUACGAAGUUGGUUCCAUGGCGAUUUUAAUUUGUGACAAAGGCUUUGCGGUACAUGGUCGUUCUACUGCGACUUGUACCAAUCAAGGAUGGUCGAAUGAUGUAGGAUUCUGCCAGAUAAAUAAUUCUUUCAAUUUUUAA